UCUCACCAAGACAACAUAUGUACGAGAAACACCAUCGUUCAAACCCAGGAACAUAAACACCAACACAAAACAAAAAUCUGAGAUCUACACAACACAGUUCAGUUCCAUACAGUUCAAUCACUAUCUCUACUUUCAUGUUCAGUUCAUCAAACAUUGCAGAAAUGCCAAUGGUUCCAAGAUUCCUCCAUACUCAAAACCGUUUCAAAGAUCUCCUCUUACUUUUCUCCACACUUGUAAUCUUCUACUUAAUCUUCCUUCUUCACCAUAUCCACACCCCUAAAACAUCCUUCAAUCCAAAUCCAAAUUUCACCAAAACCCCUUCAAUUCCCACUAAUCUUUCACUUUCCCACCUCUUCUUUUCAAUAGCUGGUUCUUCUUCUUCUUUCUCUCAACGUCUCCCUUAUAUUAACAUCUGGUACAAACCCAAUAUCACAAACACUGUUAUUUUCUUAGAUAACCCAAUUUCAAGAACUCACAUUUUAUCUCCGCCAAUUCUCGUUUCAUCAAAUACUUCUAAGUUUCCUUAUUCUUUUCCUUCUGGUCGUAGGUCAGCUAUUCGUAUAGCUCGUAUUGUUAAAGAUACGUUUGAUUUAGUUAAGAAUGUGAAUUUUAGUAAUACCCGUUGGUUUAUUUUUGGUGAUGAUGAUACUAUUUUUGUUGUAGAGAAUUUGGUUAGUGUUUUGGAGAAAUAUGAUUAUGAGAAGUGGUAUUAUGUUGGGUAUAAUUCUGAGAGUUAUGAGCAAAAUGAGAAGUAUUCGUUUGAUAUGGCGUUUGGAGGGGGUGGGUUUGUGCUAAGUGCUCCAUUGGCUAAGGUUUUAAGUAGGGUUUUGGAUGAUUGUUUGAUGAGGUAUCCUCAUUUGUAUGGAAGUGAUUCCAGGGUUUUUGCUUGUGUUGCUGAGCUUGGAGUACGCUUGACUCGUGAACCUGGAUUUCAUCAGGUUGAUGUUCGAGGAGAUCUAUUUGGUAUCCUUUCCGCACAUCCAUUAUCACCUCUGUUAUCACUUCAUCACUUGGACGCCGUGGAGCCACUUUUUCCUGGCAUGACUAGGAUACAAGCCGUGGACCAUCUUUUCAAAGCUGUCUAUGCUGACCCUGCUAGGAUUUUGCAACAAACAGUGUGCUACGACAAGUCCAACUCUCUGACAGUUUCAGUUGCAUGGGGUUAUGCCGUUCAGGUGUUUGGAGGGAAUGAACUUCUUCCAGAUCUCCUCUCGCUGCAGCCAACAUUUAGACCAUGGAAAAGGGGUAAAAACGUCGCUGCAAAAUAUAUGUUCAACACUAGAGUCUUCCCCGGUGAUCCAUGCAAAAGACCUGUGGUCUUAUUCUUGCAAAAUGUUCUUUCUAGUAGAGAUGGAAUAUGGACUGAAUAUGUAAGACACGAUAUCGGCAACUGCGUAAGAAGUAAUCCUACAAAAAAAUUGGUAAAGAUAAGAGUCUUCUCGCAAAAGUUAGCCUUUGAUGCUGAACAGUUAAAAGCACCUCGCCGACCAUGCUGUGAUAUUUCAUCACCAAUCAGUGAGACGAUGGUAAUUGGUAUUAGACAAUGUGGGUUUGAUGAGUUGAUCUCAAUGAAGACUUAGAAAGAUCCUCAAAAUUGCUCUAGAAAAAUGACCUGUCAAUCCAAGGUCGGACGGAUGAGCGGGGAUAAUGCAGUCUCUUGCCAGGGACUCUCUCUUCAUUUCUAAAUAUAAGAAUUUUGCGAUUGUUACUCGUAUCUCUUCUAAUUUUAAGGGACCCUAGUAGGAGGGUGUCAUGUAUGUUGCAUCUCUUCUGGAAUGAGUACGAAUCACCCUUAAGAAACCUUGGUGGCUUGUUGAUUCCACGGAUCUAAUGGCAAAAAGGUGUUCUGACAUACCACUGAUUGAAGUUGUUCUGAUUUUAGACAUUUGUAACUGGAGAAAGAUGAGUUGUAUAACUAUAACUUCAGCCAUUGAUAACGCUGAGGCUGACCUCAGGAAAGUGUGUAUGAUCCUAUGGAUGUAAGGUGGCACAAAAGACAUAUUGAUUCACAGAAAAUGUAACUUAAUCCUCAUCAAAGUGUGGUUUUGAAAACAUUUCUUGUUUACGUGGUAUUGGUAUUAUGUAUCAGAAUGUAAAAUUCAAUAAGAAAUUACUGGGGAUGUAUAGCUAUAUUGAAUUCUUGACUGUAGGUCUA
Molecule: messenger RNA, 2155 nt
Organism: Lycium ferocissimum
Lineage: Eukaryota; Viridiplantae; Streptophyta; Magnoliopsida; Solanales; Solanaceae
Exons: 4
Coding region: 135-1580 (481 amino acids)
Molecular function (GO): acetylglucosaminyltransferase activity
Source: RefSeq, a predicted model, not a curated record